UGCAUAACAAAGGCGUACUCAUUGCAGCCUCUAUGGUUCAACCUCAACUACCCGCUGUCAUUGUGCCCUUCUGAGCUGUGGUUGAGCAACUUCCAACAUGUCUCCAGUAAAGAAUUUAAAAAGAGUUUUCUCCGUUGGCGUGGGAAUGACAAAGUUUGAGAAGCCCGGGGCGAGAGACUUUGAUUACCCUGAAAUGGUUAAAGAAGCAGGUCAAAAGGCCCUAGCAGACGCAGGAAUCCACAGUGCCAUAGAACAGGCCUGUGUGGGCUACGUCUAUGGUGACUCUACAUGUGGCCAGCGGGCUAUCUACCACAGCCUGGGUCUGUCAGAUCCCAUCGUCAAUGUGAACAACAACUGCUACGGCUCCACAGCGCUGUUCAUGGCUCGCCAGUUAAUCCAGGGAGGUCUUGCUGAUUGUGUGCUUGCCCUUGGCUUUGAAAAGAUGGAGAGGGGUUCUCUGUCCUCAAAGUACAUGGACAGGACCAAUCCAAUGGACAAGCACAUGGAGGUCAUGAUCAAUCGCUACGGGAUGGCGGCAGCACCAUUCGCCCCACAGAUGUUUGGCAAUGCUGGCCGAGAACACAUGGAGAAGUACGGCACUAAACCUGAACACUUUGCCAAAAUUGCUUGGAAAAAUCAUAAGCAUUCAACCAACAACCCGUACUCUCAGUUCCGUGACGAGUACAGUCUAGAACAAGUGAUGAAGUCCAGAAAAGUAUUUGAUUUUCUCACCCUACUUCAGUGUUGCCCAACAUCAGAUGGUGCAGGAGCAGCCAUCUUGGCCAGUGAGGACUUUGUUAGGCAACAUGGUCUGGAACACAAAGCGGUGGAGAUCAUUGCCCAGGAGAUGGUGACGGACACGGCCUCCACCUUUGACGAGAACAGCUGCCUGAAAAUGGUGGGUUAUGACAUGACACAGCAAGCAGCCAGGAAGUGCUUUGAGACGGCCGGACUGACGCCAUCGGAUGUGGACGUCAUUGAGCUGCAUGACUGCUUCUCGGCCAACGAGCUCAUCACAUACGAAGCCCUAGGCCUGUGCGCAGAGGGGAAGGCAGGGGAACUCAUUGAUAGUGGAGACAACACCUAUGGGGGCAAGUGGGUGGUGAAUCCCAGCGGAGGCCUCAUCUCCAAAGGUCAUCCCCUCGGGGCCACAGGCCUGGCGCAGUGUGCGGAGCUGUGCUGGCAGCUGAGGGGCGAGGCCGAGCAGAGGCAGGUGCCGGGGGCAAAGGUGGCUCUGCAGCACAACAUCGGCCUCGGAGGAGCUGUGGUGGUGACGCUCUACAGGAUGGGAUUCUCUCAGGAAACACGGCCUCAGAUUGGAGCAGUGCUCACCAGUGCAGCCAGUAACCUGGAUGGCUUCAAGGCUAGCGCCGUCUUCAAAGAGAUCGGCAACAAACUAGAACAGGAAGGGGAGCAGUUGGUGAAGAGGAUCGGCGGCGUCUUCGCCUUCAAGGUGAAGGGCGGCCCAGGAGGGGAGGAGGCUCUGUGGGUCGUGGACGUGAAGAAUGGCAAAGGCUCCGUGACCAACGACGCAGAUAAGAAAUCGGAUUGUACUAUUGCCAUGCUAGAUGAAGACCUUCUGGCCCUGAUGACGGGGAAAAUGAAUCCACAGACCGCAUUUUUCCAAGGAAAAUUGAAGAUCACCGGAAAUAUGGGAAUGGCCAUGAAACUCCAGAGCCUGCAGAUGACCCCUGGCAAAGCAAAGCUGUGAAAUAUCUUCCCCUUUAUCCAUGUUUUCCUUUCUAUGUCUUUCUUUUCCGCCAGAAACGUUGGUAAGAACGACAACCUGUCUGCGAGCUUCAAAUGAAUAACUUGUGCUUCCUAACAAUGACAAAGAACAUUCUAUGGCCAUAUCUAUUCCACGUCUAUUUUUCUCGUAGAGACUGGCGUCAGCAUAACUGUCUCUUUAGCACAAACACUACAAUGAAUAUCAUCAAAUGUCGGGAAAAUGAUCCAGCUGUGAGUUUGUGAGAGCAACUGUUUGCUGUCUGUAACCUGAAUAAUUGUUAAAAACUUGACGGUGAGGCUGUGUGAAACGGCCAUUAGUGGAUGCUGUCAUACAUAACGUGUGCUGCUGCCCUGCUCCUUGUUCAGUCAAUGGCUAAUGUAGAAAACCUGAACUUGCCCAGGUCAGUGAAGACCUUCAUAUUAAUGUGGUCUACAUACAGUGCCUCUGGAAUGCCAUUUCAGCUGAGCCCCCUUGGUGAUUCUUUAUGAUUUUUUUAAUAAUUGUCGACAUUUAGGGAACCAACAUUAUGCUUGAGGACUCAACAUAUCACCGUAUAAGAAAUGCAGCUUAAUUCUAUGGCAGAUGAGAGAUUGUAUUACAGGCCUUUCUAAUUUAAUUUGUCAGACGUUAAGUGCUUUCACCAGAACAUUGAAAUAAUGUUAACAAAUAAUUUUGUAUAGAAUGAGUGCUUGUGGAUGAGGAGACUGUUGAUUUUGUAGCAAAUAAAGCUUGUAUUAAUUUUUC
Molecule: messenger RNA, 2473 nt
Organism: Clupea harengus (Atlantic herring)
Lineage: Eukaryota; Metazoa; Chordata; Actinopteri; Clupeiformes; Clupeidae
Gene: scp2a
Product: sterol carrier protein 2a
Molecular function (GO): acyltransferase activity, transferring groups other than amino-acyl groups
Source: RefSeq, a predicted model, not a curated record